GAAUGCAAAUGUCGCAAGGGUUAAUGCUCAGACUACGCAGAACACUCAGUGUGCGUGCGCUGUUUUUGGAUAAUAACUUAUUUUUAGGAAGUUGUUUUUGGGAAGGCUAACUGUUGUUGGUAGGAAGAGUUCGUAAGCCAGGGCUUAUUGUGUAUUGGUACCCGCACUUAGUACCAUGGCUCCUGAUCAGGUGUUGCGUUUUGGGUUUCUUACUUUGUUGAUAGUUUUUGGGAAGGCGUUGGCAGAUGAUAACAUCAAACUGGAUUCUAAAACAUCGUCCGAUGAGAGAAACUUAACAGCCCUCUGCUUGGUAAAGUUUGAGACAGGUAACUGUCGUGCAUCUCUUACCAAAUGGUGGUAUGUUGCUGAAAAUCAAACCUGUGCAGAAUUCAUUUAUGGAGGAUGUGGAGGGAACAGCAAUAAUUAUGAUGAUGAACAGAAAUGUUUGGAAAGUUGUCAGGGUGUCUCAGGAUCAGGGAAAUUAAAUGAUGCUUCAGGUAUUUCUAAGCGCAUGACCAACUUGAAAGCUGCCCAAAAGUCCGAUGGUAUCCUUGAAGAUGAUGAUCUUGAAGCACUUUCUCCUGAGCCCCUUAAAAAUGCGGAAGGUGACCAGUUUGACUACCAAGAAAGUUGUGCUGCAGCAAAGGUUGUUGGCCCAUGCCGAGCUUCUAUGCCUCGCUGGUAUUUUAAUGCUGAAACCCAUGAUUGUGAACCAUUCAUUUAUGGAGGCUGCCAGGGAAACAAAAAUAAUUACAUGUCGAAAGAGCUUUGUAUGGAGAAGUGUUCAGAAGCUGAAAACACCAGCUUUGAUCCAUUAUCCUUUCAGUUUUUCCAUCACUCAAGAACAACAAUAAUAUUGGCAGGCGUAUUGGGUGUUCUUGCUCUGAUAUUGAUUACUGGCAUGGUGUGCUUCUUCAUCAGGCUGGCUAAGAAGAAUCGGACUACUACUGUGGCUACCAUCUGGUCUCCUCCUAAUGAUAAAGAGUGCCUUAUGAAUAGUGCCUACACUCUCUAAAGAGAAAAUGAAGAACAACUUUUUUAGCUUGACUGUAUCCUAGGCCAUAAGACAUGUAGAUCCUAAUAUUUUCUAGGGGAAAGAGUAGUAUAAUGGAGAAUAAAAUUAUUCAAGCAAAAGGGAGGAUGUAAAAAUACCAAAGGCAUGAAUUAAUAGAAAAAUGAGUCUGCGUUUGCUUGUUUUCUUUGGUACCCACUAAUUUUGGCAUUGGAAAAUGUUUUUACUGAAGUGAUUUCUGGUUAGUACUGCUGUUUUCUCAACUUUGGUGGAGAUGUGUUUGAAAACAAAAUGUUGGCAUCCAACUUCCCAAAUUGGAAAAGGCAUUAUUUAUGUGCAAGAGUUUGUGCUUCUAUUUACCCUACUAAUGAAAUUACAUAACUGAACAAUAUGAAAUGCAUUGGUUCUCAGACAAUACUUGUAAGGGAUGUCAGCUGUGAUAUAUCAAGCUUAUACUGUAAGCCCUGAGUGGCAUUUGGAGUUGAGAAGAUAUAAGGGUAAACUGAGAGUCGAUAGUGAAACACUAAUCUUUGUCUAGCAGGACUCUACAGAUUGAGGGCUGAUGACUAUAGUUCUGUUGUAAAGUUUUUCCCUUACUGAAUGCUGAAGUUUGAUUUCUGUUUUAAUGGUUAUACAGCCCUUUCUGCACUGUGUGUGUGUGUGUAAUGUCUUCCUUGCACCCACUUUAUAUAAGUACCAAAAUCAUAAGCUUCUGCAGUCUGAGCUUGAAUUUCUUUAGCCCAUAUGCACUGUAUUCUGCACUGGAGCCAAGUCGGUGUACUUGUGUGUGCUCAGCCAGUCAGUUUAGAUUCCAUAAAAUACAACACCUGUAAUUUAUAUGGUCACUGUUACAUUUUUUAAGUUGUGUACCUGUGGUUGACCAAUCCUGGCUCACAACUGUAGCAGGUUGUUGCCUUUAUUUGCAUGGUACUUGGAACAUUACGUUGGUUGUCAGCUAUUCUCGCACUUCAGUCCGGAUUCAAAUGGCAUUGAAGAGACAAAUUUAAGGACUUGCACUUAUCAAAACAAACUCUAAUCUUGAAAUUGUACGGGUUUUAUGCAUUUUAAAUUUUCUUUUGCCUGACUUUUUCAGUAAACAUGACUGACAAUUACUGAAGUACUACCUAGAGGGCUUGUCCAGAGAUGCCAUGUAGAUGCAUAUGGCAGAAAUUGACGUUCCUGAAAACAAAGUCUUUGACCAACCUUGGCUCUGCUUCAAAGAUUACAGUGCCCACUGUGUAUUACUCUUUCAGUGCACUUUUGAUUUCUAACAAGAUGUCAUCCUUCUGUUCCUCAUCUUUGGAUGGCAUCAGGAACCGUUGGAGGUGCGCACUCUGCAGUCUUGAGUGAGACCUGAAGUGGGGAUAUUGCAUGUUCUCACAAGCUGGUACCACCAACUCCCCGGGGCCAGUUUCUGGGUCUGAAUUAUUGUUUUAGGGGAUCAGUGCCACAGCUGAGUGGUUGGUUGGCCACUUGCCAGAAAGUUGAAAUGGAAAUUAUAUUCCCACUUGUGGGCCCUCAGCUUAUUGCAUACUGUUGCUCAACGUAGAUGAGAACAUCUUCAGCUAAUGUAGAGAAAAUUGCGUUUGUGCAUGUGAGUUUUUCUGUGACUUCAGUUCCUUGUACUUCUGCUAGAGUGUACCUCAUAUCUUGCAUUUGGCAAACAUAAUCUGUCAGCUGAAAGUGUGUCCUGUUUUGUUCGUGUGUAUAUUGUCACUAGCCAAAGGAGGGCUUGUCAGUCUUGUCCCAAAGUCAUCUGGACUAGAGUCCUUUUCUGUUUUCCUCCUAGCUCUUCUCCCAAGGGUGGUCUUGUUGAAGAAGCCCUUGGGCUCAUGAAAUUCACUGUGGAAUGACCAUGUGAGCUUUCACCUUCCAUCAGAAGCCUCUUAAUACCUAUGUUGAGAAAAAAGAAGAGGAGAAUUUUGUCAUGUGUGGCCUUUUACUUUGUUGUAUCUUGAUAGCAGACCUUCCUGUGAUUAAAUGUUUAAGUUUGUAAUUUGUAUAUUUGUCCAUUUGUGUUCUUUGUAUAGUCAGGUGUGGGGAAAGAACUGGAAUCCCGGGUGCAUGUCCACUCCUAGCAGAACAUUGCAGGGAUGUUAACAUGUCUGAGGCAAAGGCAGUAUGUGCACUCCCAGCAUGAGAACUUCAAAUUUUAGAGGAAAAGAAAACUUGAGGGAAAUAUCCCCAAGUGUUCUGUGAGCUACGGAGAUCAAAAGGUACUGUGCAGAUACUUGUGUAUGUUUAUCAGUGCAGCAACAUUCGUCUUAAGCAUCCAUUUUAUUAGGUAAUUAAUUAGUAAUUAAUAGCUACAUAUAUAAGUUUCAGGUUAAUAUGAUUUACUGUGUUUUUAGGGGGAAAUACUUGAAUUUUAAAUGAAAAUACUAAUCUUGAGAUUCUGUGGGUUGUAUGAAUUUUAAAGGUUUUAUUUUUCUGGUACCUGACUUUCAAUAAAUUUUGUUUUUGACAGACCA
Molecule: messenger RNA, 3483 nt
Organism: Protopterus annectens (West African lungfish)
Lineage: Eukaryota; Metazoa; Chordata; Ceratodontiformes; Protopteridae
Product: kunitz-type protease inhibitor 2-like
Exons: 8
Coding region: 176-1015 (279 amino acids)
Molecular function (GO): serine-type endopeptidase inhibitor activity
Source: RefSeq, a predicted model, not a curated record